Bombus pyrosoma is the source of this 1526-nucleotide messenger RNA. Its product is annotated as U5 small nuclear ribonucleoprotein 40 kDa protein. Gene Ontology annotation, cellular component: catalytic step 2 spliceosome. NCBI's taxonomy places the organism in Eukaryota, Metazoa, Arthropoda, Insecta, Hymenoptera, Apidae. Gene Ontology annotation, molecular function: RNA binding; protein binding. The record is from RefSeq and is a predicted model, not a curated record. The coding region runs from base 540 to 1445 and encodes 301 amino acids. The transcript has 7 exons.
UCUGCAUAAUUGCACACUUGAGCACUCGCUCAUGCUACGGCGGGGAAGGGGGGUUCUUCUAACGCACCAAGAAGCUCGAUCAGAUAGUGUAACAUGAUCCAAUACCAGAUAUCGCUGAGACAAUGUAUCUGAGUAUUAAUUUAUAAGUGUAACCUCUUUUAUUUUUUACUUUCUUAAAACUGAACUUUUACUAACGUAAAUCAUUAUUGCGCGAUUUUGUCAUUCUCAUACUUGUCUAUCUCAGAUAGAAAAGUAGAUAUGAACAUUUCCGUAGUACUGUACAACAGAUUCAAGGACAAAUUGGUUCUUAUAACGUGGAACUCAAUAGGUUCUUGUAUAUGCUAACUUUAGUUAACUUCAGCAUUUAGCCGCAUGGUGCAGCACCUGUUCUAUGAAACAACUAGAACUACGGGCGAGAUGAUAUCUUAGCAUUAGUUCCUGCCUCAAAACGAACCAAAAAUGAGGUAGUCUUUAGUAGUAGAGAAAAAGCAGUUGUACAAAAUGGUCCGCCUAGAACAUCUUCUCUAUUUGCACCUAUUAUGCUCCUUGAAGGACAUCAAGGAGAUAUAUUUUCUCUUGAAUUCCAUCCGGAGGGUCAAUACCUUGCUUCCACAGGGUUUGAUAGACAAAUUUUUAUUUGGAAUGUCUAUGGGGAAUGUGAAAAUAUUUCUGUAUUAACUGGACAUAGUGGAGCGAUUAUGGAAUUACACUUUAGUCCUGAUGGCAAUCAUUUAUAUACAGCUAGUACAGACAUGACAUUAGGUUUAUGGGACAUAGCUGCUGGAACUAGAAUAAAAAAACUCAAAGGUCAUACUUCCUUUGUAAACUCUGUGUCUGGAGCAAGGAGAGGCCUUACACAACUUUGUUCAGGUAGCGAUGAUAGCACAAUACGUGUUUGGGAUCCCAGAAAAAGAGGACAGUGUUAUACCCUAAAUAAUACAUAUCAGGUUACUGCUGUAACAUUUAAUGAUACAGCGGAACAAGUAAUAAGUGGAGGAAUAGAUAAUGAUAUAAAAGUAUGGGAUUUAAGAAAAAAUUCUAUUCUUUAUAAACUAAAAGGACAUUCUGAUACUAUAACUGGAUUAAGUCUUAGUCCGGAUGGUUCUUAUAUAUUAUCAAAUGCUGUGGAUAACACAUUAAGAAUUUGGGAUGUAAGACCAUUUGCUCCGUACGAACGUUGUGUAAAAAUUAUUUCUGGACAUCAGCAUAAUUUUGAAAAGAAUCUUCUGAGAUGUGCAUGGUCUCCAGAUGGUAGUAAAGUAUCAGCUGGAUCAUCAGAUAGAUUUCAUUAUAUUUGGGAUACUACAAGUCGUAGGAUAUUAUACAAAUUACCUGGUCAUAAUGGUUCUGUCAAUGAUAUUGACUUUCAUCCAAAAGAACCAAUUGUUUGCUCUGGGUCCAGUGAUAAACAAAUAUAUCUGGGAGAAAUUGAAGCUGCGCAAUAAGGAAAUUAAAAUUGAUUUUCACUUGAUUUUUAAAUUUAGAUAUCUAUAUAAAAUAAAAUGUAUAAUAAUAUUACAUGUAUA